Molecule: messenger RNA, 3903 nt
Organism: Lemur catta (Ring-tailed lemur)
Lineage: Eukaryota; Metazoa; Chordata; Mammalia; Primates; Lemuridae
Gene: MROH6
Product: maestro heat like repeat family member 6
Exons: 14
Coding region: 1701-3815 (704 amino acids)
Cellular component (GO): cytoplasm
Source: RefSeq, a predicted model, not a curated record
AGGGGAAGCACAGGUCCAGCCAGGGUGGGGAGAUAGCCCUGGGUGGAGGCCCAAAAGGCAGCGAGGAGUGUCCCCGGCCCAGGAAGCUGGGCUGUGGGGAGCCAGACCUGACACUGGAGCAGGCAGGGCCUCAGGUAGGGGGAGGGCUUUGGUGUCCGCCUCACAUUGGAAGAGUUACUGCAGAAGACUUGUCCUCAUCAGAGGGAGGCUGGGUUUGGUGUGGGGCUGGGGUGCCACAUAGAGGGUCCAGACAUGGCCCUGGGAUCCCAUGCCUGCCUAGGGCACUGUCCCCUGGCUCAGGAGUGGUGAAGACAUCUCAAGCUUCCCAAGCCAGAGGCAGAGCCAGAUGUCUCCUGCUAUUGCUGCUUGCUGUCAGCCCCGUACAACCCUGGUAUCUGUCAUGGGCCAGCCAGGCCCUGGCUUUGGGGGCUCGGCACCUGACCCAGCAGCCUGGGAUGGGGAGGAAGGGUGGAGAAGAAACUGAGGCUCCAGGAGCCAACUCAGCUCCAGACACAGCCAGCGGGUCCUGGGCCGGCCUCAGCCUCCUUGGUUGUGUGCAGGGCUGGCCCUGCCUCUGUGCGGGCAAGUUAGAGAUCUCAGGGCUCCACCCGCCCUGGCAACUUGGACUAUAGAGGAACCGCCAGGAGAGAGGUUCCAGGCUUGGCAGGAAGCGGAAGUUGGGGGCCUGGGCCCUUGUCCAGGCAGCCCAGUAUUGCACAGACAGGCCAGGGCGUGGGGGGAAUGCCGACUGUCUCGGGUGCUUCCGGGAGCACUUCUGCCUGCCAGGUAUUCCACCGGACCAGCUCAUCUGGCUCUGCAGGGCUCAGGGCUGGGCAGCGCCCACUGUGUGGUUGGGUGAGGAUGGAGGCGGGAAUUUGGGGCAGAGGCCUGGUCAGGCCAGCCCUGGGGAACAUGAGUUAGGGGAGAGAUACAGACUCAUACACAUGCUGGGCAGAACACACUGUGCUCCAGGCGCCCACAGGGCACCAGUAUUAGCUGUGCGCUCCUAGGGGCCCCGCUGGGGUGGGGGUCACCACCUCAGACCUGCCGAGGACCCAGAAGGGUGCACCUCAACAACAGUGGGCACCUGCAAGAGGUGGCAGCUCAUCUGGCUUUAUUUGGUAGCCCCCUCCCCAGGCUGCCCUCAGCUCGGAGAUGGUGACAGUUUACCCAUUUAUGCCCAUUCCAGGAUGUCUGAUGGGGCUGGAGUCUAGGGGGGCCAGUGCAGCCCCUGGCCCAGCUGAGACCCUGCUGCUUCUUGAGGGCUGAAUCAGGCCUCCGCUCUGGGCUGGAUCCAGACUCCUGGACCCUGCUGGGGCCUCCUCAGGGCUGUCCACAACUGCCCUGGGCCCCUGGCCAAGAGCCGGUAGUCAGGGUUAAGGGCUUCUAUCCACCCUUCUUUGUGGAUUUGCUACCUCCUGGGGAUCCUGCCCCUUCCCAGGGCCCUGGUGGGUAGAGCCAGAGCGUGGACAGGCUGGGCAGUCGCCUCCCACAGUCUGGGCAGGAGGCCCUUCACAAGCCCACAGCAGGCACCUCUGAGUGGCUGCCCAGUCCCCUCCCCAUAGAGUGCACGCUCACGCACGCACCACCACACCUGUCCAGGGGCCCGCCUGUGGUCCCGCCCGGGGCCUGCUUCUAGGUCAGGCCUGGGCACGACUUCCCAGGAGGAGCAGGGGCAGGUGCUACUGGCUGGGGCAGCCAUGGCUGGGGGUAUGUGGGGCCGCACCCGGGGGGCCCCUGUAGGGGCUCUAACCCUGACAGCUCUGGCUGAAGGGAUCAGGGCCAGCCAGGGGCAGCCCCUAGGCCCCUCUUCCACAGGCCCUCAGCCCGAGACCCAGGCGCAGGCACCUGGCUUCGCCGCCAAGGCUGAGCCUGGAAGUGGGGCUGCUGUGCCCACAGCUGGCAGUGAGCCCUGCUCCCUGAGCAGUGCCCUGGAGCCGGGACCCCAUCAGGCCUCCCAGAGUUCCUGGGAGGAGGGGGCUCUUGCCGAUCUUGCCUUGUACACGGCUGCCUGCCUGGAGGAGGCUGGCUUUGCAGGGACCCAGGCAACAGCGAUCACCCUGUCCUCAGCCCUGGAGGCCCAUGGGGCACAGCUAGAGGACCAGGUGCGUGCUCUGGUGCUUGGGUUGCUGGCACAAGUGCCCAGCCUGGCUGAGGGGAGGCCCCGGCGGGCGGCCCUGCGGGUGCUGAGCGCACUGGCCCUGGAGCACUCAAGGGACGUGGUGUGUGCGCUGCUACCACGCUCACUGCCCCCUGACUGGGCAGCAGCCGAGCUCUGGCGCAGCCUAAGCCGGAACCAGCGCGUAAAUGGGCAGGUGCUGGUGCAACUGCUGUGGGCACUGAAGGGCGCUGCAGGGCCCCAGCCGGAGGCGCUGGCGGCCACUCGCGCUCUUGGGGAGAUGUUGGCCAUUUCGGGCUGUGUGGGAGCCACUCGGGGCUUCUACUCGCACCUGCUGCUGGCACUGGUCACACAGCUGCAUGAGCUGGCUCACAGCAGUGCACACUCCCUUGAUACUCCCAAGAUUUGGGUCCUGUCCCACCGAGGGCCACCACACAGCCAUGCGAGCUGUGCCGUGGAGGCCUUGAAGGCCCUGCUCACUGGGGAUGGGGGCCGCAUGGUUGUCACGUGCAUGGAGCAGGCAGGAGGCUGGAGGAGGUUGGUGGGAGCCCACACCCACCUGGAGGGCGUCCUGCUGCUGGCCAGUGCCAUGGUGGCGCAUGCAGACCACCACCUGCGAGGCCUCUUUGCAGACUUGCUUCCCCGGCUGCGAAGCACCGACAGCCCGCAGCGCCUCACGGCAAUGGCCUUCUUCACCGGGCUAUUGCAGAGCCCGCCCACCGCACGGCUCCUGCGGGAGGAGGUCAUCCUGGAGCGGCUCUGCACCUGGCAGGGCGACCCCGAGCCCACGGUGCGCUGGCUGGGCCUGCUCGGCCUCGGCCACCUCGCGCUGAAUCGCGGGAAGGUGCGGCACGUGAAUACGCUACUGCCGGCGCUCCUGGGGUCGCUGGGCGAGGGCGACGCGCGGCUCGUAGGCGCAGCACUAGGCGCGCUGCGGAGGCUCCUCCUGCGGCCAAGGGCGCCGGUGCGGCUCCUGAGUUCUGAGCUGGGGCCGCGUCUCCCUCGGUUGCUGGACGACGCCCGGGACUCAGUCCGCGCCUCGGCGGUCGGGCUCCUCGGGACGCUGGUGCGGCGGGGCCGAGGCGGGCUGCGGCUGGGGCUCCGCGGCCCCCUGCGGAAGCUGGUGCUGCAGAGUCUCAUGCCACUGCUGUUGCGCCUCCACGACCCCAGCCGGGAUACUGCUGAGAGCUCAGAGUGGACCCUGGCCCGCUGUGACCAGGCCCUUUGCUGGGGCCUGCUAGAGGAGAUGGUCACUGUGGCCCACUACGACAGCCCUGAGGCCCUAAGCCGUGUCUGCCACCGCCUGAUUCAGCGAUACCCCAGCCACGUGCCCAACUUCCUGAGCCAGACCCAGGGCUACUUGCGGAGCCCACAGGACCCCUUGCGCCAUGCAGCCACCAUGCUCAUAGGCUUCCUCAUCCACCAUGCCAACCCGGGCCUCGUCCACCAAGACUUGCUGGACUCCCUGUUCCAGGACCUGGGGCGACUGCAGAGCGACACCCAGCCGGCUGUGGCAGCGGCGGCGCGAGUGUCCGCCCAGCAGGUGGCGCUGUUGGCCCGCACCCAGGGUCAACCCCGCGGCCCUCUCCGCCUCGUCCUGGUCCUGCGCCACGCCGGGUCCACCCGGCCAGCGCCCGUCUUUGCCGACAGCCCCUUCCAGCGCCGGAGCCUCGCUGACCGCUGGGGCUGCUCGUGAGCGCGCCCAGCCUGAGGAUCAGGGGUCUGACUUGGGCACCCCACUCAUACUGGAGCCAGUCCCCACCCUGCUUGGGCGCCCUGGGCCU